AUGGAGUAUCCUUCCAAGCUCUCGGUCUUUCCAAUAGAAAUCAUUGAACACAUAAUCGACGAUCUGGAGAACGACAUCGAUGCGCUAACAGCCGUCUCCGAAACUUGUCACGCACUCCUUCCACUUUGUCGCAAACGUCUUUUCCAAUCUAUCGAUCUUAGUCCGCGAGGUCCCUCGUCGUUGAAGAACCUUAGUCGGCUUCUUCGUUACAAUCCAGACAUCGCACUCUACAUUCGGGAGCUCAAGCUGCACCUCAACCGGUCCCUUGACAAUUGGGAUCCAAACGGGCCGAACGCUUAUGCCGAUAAUAUCCUGACUCUUUCACAAGUGCAAUUCCUGCAAAGCUUGCAGAUUGUGGGGGUUGAUGAAACCACAUCGUACAUUUCUUAUGCAUCUUGGAAUGCUCUCCACCCCUCCCUACGAAAACCAAUUCUUGAACUCAUCUAUUCUCCUACUUUGACCGAGUUGAACAUUUCUCGGUUCAUGCUUCCUUUCGCAACAUUUCGAUCUUGCAUCAAUCUUUCAAUUCUGACUAUCGAGGAGAUGGCAGACUACAAAAGUGUGGACGGAACCGUUGGUUUCCUCGAAGUUCCAUCACAUCCGAUUCCCCAGCUGCACUCAUUCAUAGUUCAAGGUGUUGAUUCCCAUCGGUAUGCAUCAGCACUCAUUCACUUUCGCGGCAGCGAUGGCAACCCCACCAUUAAAUUUGACCGGCUCAAGAUGUUGGCCGUCUACUGCAAUUAUGUACAAGACGUGAAAGUCAUUGAGGAUAUAGUCAAAGAGGCAGGCGAAAUGGAGAGAUUCGUCUACAAGGCAAACACACCGGAGGGGUGUCGCGGCUUGGCGGGGUGGAUCACCGUCAGCGCCUUUUCGACGCUGACGACCUUGAAGGUGGUGUUCAAUAUGAUGUGGUUCAACGAACACCAUCUGCAGAGUUUGUGCAACGAACUUGACCUGUUCCCUCGCAACAAUGUUUUAGAGGUUCUAGACAUCGAAAUGGACGUGCCUACGGACCUUUCAUCCCCUCAAGAGCAGCCAUGGGGACGGCUGGACCAUGUGUUGUUUCGGAACUUUUCGCGUCUGCGGAGGGUCGUGGUUCUUAUUUUUCAAAUCGGUAUGCGACUGCCAGAAAUUGCGCAGAGACAGCAGUUUGAGGAGGCUACUCGAGCGCAAUUUACUUGGUUGCGGGAAAAUACACCUGUUGAGUUUGAUAUUUCGACAAACAGCCUUAAGCACUACAUCAAGUCACUAUAUCACUAUGGUUAA
Molecule: messenger RNA, 1266 nt
Organism: Laccaria bicolor S238N-H82
Lineage: Eukaryota; Fungi; Basidiomycota; Agaricomycetes; Agaricales; Hydnangiaceae
Exons: 2
Coding region: 1-1266 (421 amino acids)
Source: RefSeq, a predicted model, not a curated record